AUGUUGCGUCACAAGUAUGUGGCUCGAGUGCAAUUAUUACACAAGGAUUUAAAGCGUCAACAAAUUGAUACAAGCAAUUACUACAAUCACUUGCAGAAGAGAAUUGCUGUGGAAAAACCUGUAGAUUUUCGAAUGAAAACCCCUGAAAAGGUUCAAGUUAGUUCAAUCAACCCUUCCUCUCACGGUCUUCUUCCCGAUUCCUCUCACGGUUACAGCUUACGGCUCAGUUACUUGCCGAGAAGGGAUUACGCCACUCGCUGCCAUAUUCCAGCAAAAAGAUGCAGUGCUUCAUUUGUGUAA
Molecule: messenger RNA, 300 nt
Organism: Parnassius apollo (apollo)
Lineage: Eukaryota; Metazoa; Arthropoda; Insecta; Lepidoptera; Papilionidae
Source: the annotation of a GenBank genome assembly